Molecule: messenger RNA, 6819 nt
Organism: Armigeres subalbatus
Lineage: Eukaryota; Metazoa; Arthropoda; Insecta; Diptera; Culicidae
Exons: 7
Coding region: 1139-6673 (1844 amino acids)
Source: RefSeq, a predicted model, not a curated record
UUCAGUACCGAAGUCGCCAACAUAAACAUAAGACGUGAGUGGGACCUCGCUGCGCGUGUUUUUUCUUACGGUGAAGUUUUUGGCUCAUUUUUCUACUACCAGCAAGAGUUGAACUGACCUGAACCCCGCCGACUGUGAGAGUGGAAAAACGCGCGCGCAAGAGAUUUUUGCCGGUCGCGCUCCUAGAUGUAGGCAAGCGAAGUGCAGUGCAUGCGAUUGUUGUGAUUUCGAGUGUGCGGUGGAUCGCCGAUGGUGAUUUCAACGAUCGAAUUGUGUGGGUGAUCGGGCGACGAACCGCAUCCAAAAUUGAUUGGCCCUGAAGUUUGGGAAGACCUUAGGAGGCGAUUCGUGUGUGAACAUAGUGGCGGUCUUGGCGACGAUGCAUGACAUAAUACGUUUUGUAUGAAGGAACAUCCGGUCAUUUUUCUGUUGCCCAUCAUUUUUUUUCGGUAACCACCGAAGAUCCCACUUGUUAAGUGACUACGACAGUCAACUGAAGAAGGUUACAUGUGAACCACGAAAAACGGAAAAUUAACAUAACGCAUGUGAAUGAGUAAUAAAACGCAUAAGCGCGUGACAGUGUAGAACGUCGCAAACAGAAGUUAGACAGAAGGUAAAAUAAUAGUUAGGGUGAACAAGACAAGUGCACCGGUCGACGGGAACAAGUGAAAAGCGUUUUAUUUUCGGAGGGUUCCGCUGUGCAGUGAAUCGAUUAUAUCUCGACCCUCAGAUCUGUGCUAAAGAAGACGGAUCAUUCUGACCCUGCUCAAAAGAAAAAGUGAAUCUACGAGAGUCUUCUAAAAAGAAAAGCAGGUGUUGAAUGUAUAGAAUAUAGGCGAACCCCAGAACAAAACAACGACGAGGGUCAGAUGUGAACCAUUUUUUGUUCUGUUAGUUUUAUGCACCGUCGAAGGAACCUGCAGAUGUUUGAAGAAACGACAGUUGUCAACGUCAUGACGAAAACGACGACGAUGAAGCCAGUCAACCAGCAGCCUACUCGGAUCAGCCGGACGUAGGGAUUAGAGCAACCACCACAAAUUAGGUCCUGCUGAACUCAAUUAACGCCUUGGGGCUUCCCGCCCCUCUUCCCGUCAGCGCUUACUGUAAUUGAAUCGAAUCAACAUAAAAUCCCACAAAAAUGCACAACGUAGAUAACAUUGGUGCUUUCUUCCAGACCUGCAAGGUCCUCUGGCAUUUGGAUGCCUUCCGACGAUCGUUCCGCCAGCUCCAGAAUCACGUCUGCGGUGGGCAGGACUGCAUUUUCUGUGCCCUUAAGGAACUUUUCUCCCAGCUGCAGACGAGUUCGGAGCCGGCCCUCUGUCCGGAACCGUUGCGGCGGGCACUAGCCAGUGGUCCACUGGCCGGACGACGCUUCCCACUGGGCUGCCUCGGUGACGCGGCCGAAUGUUUCGAGCUGCUGCUGCACCGCGUUCACCAGCAUCUGUCCGCCAGCGAGGGGGACAGCUGCGAGGCACCGCAGUGCGUGGCACACCAGCGCUUCGCCAUGCGCGUGGUGGAGCAGAGUGUGUGCGAGUGCGGUGCCAACUCGGAGCAGUUGCCGUUCACGCAGAUGGUCCAUUACGUGUCUGCGUCGGCACUCACCUCCCAGAGUAGCCUGUCGGCGGCCAACCAACAGCCAAUCACCUUUGGCCAACUGCUGCGAAAUGCCGGCAACAUGGGCGACAUUCGGGACUGUCCGAAUGCCUGUGGAGCCAAGAUCGGAAUCCGCCGUGCCCUGCUCAACCGUCCAGAUGUCGUUUCGAUCGGUGUGGUUUGGGACUCGGAACGUCCGGCCGCCGAUCAAGUGCACUCCGUGCUGAAAGCCGUAGGAACAUCACUACGCUUGUGCGACGUAUUCCACCAGGUGUCGGAUCAACGAUGGGCUCAAACCGUAAACCACGAGCUAGUCGGCGUGGUUUCAUACUAUGGCAAACACUACACGACGUUCUUCUUCCACACUAAACUGCGUGUCUGGGUCUAUUUUGAUGAUGCCAACGUCAAAGAAGUUGGCCCCAACUGGGAAGGCGUGGUUGACAAGUGCACCCGAGGACGCUACCAACCGCUGCUCCUGCUAUAUGCACUUCCGCAGCCGCAACCGCAACCACAGCAAGUUACCGCUCAGGAACUUGCCGCAAUGCAACAAGCCCAACACCGGAGAGCAGUCACACCGAGUCCCGAGAAGGCUUCCAUCGGUUCGCAGAACCGAAGAGCCAUCACACCUACGCCCAACCGUGCGGUCUCCGUAUGUGACUACCAAAACUUGAGUGUCAUUCAAAGCAAAAUCUUCCCCAACGAAGAGAAAGAAAAUUACAUCAGUCGCAAAGCCGUCCAAAACGUGCUGAACGCACAACAGUACCAGAAUCUCUCCGUUAUUCAGGACAAGAUCUUCCAACAGCAACAAGAAGCUGAAAAGUCCGAUCAAGGUGGAUACAUCUCCAAAAAUGCCUUGAACGCUCAAAUGCGCAAACAGCCUAUGAACCUGCAUCGGAGUCUCAGUGCGGAGUCCGGCCAGGUCUCACCGCCGUCAUCCUCCACGUCCUCUCCGGACGGCCUUUCCAUUCCAGAUCACCUAAACCAGCCACGUCGCCGGGAUUCUGGUAACUGGAGCGGCGAUCGCAACUCAGCCUCCUCUUCCUCGUCCACCACUCUUGACAACCCCUACCUAUAUCUAGUCGGCAAACGGAACGGAAGUGUUCCCGCUAGCCCUACACGACAGGGUCAGUUCUACGACGCCGGUUACGACUCCUACUCCCUCUCCUCGACCGAUUCGUUCCCACCAAAACAUCCAAUCAACGGCAACAACAUGCACCUGGCCAAGAUCCCCGAAUCCGUCGUUCUUAGCGGAGAUUGCGAGAAGCUGUGCAUGGAAGCCGAUCAGCUACUGGAGAAGUCCCGCAUUCUUGAGGAUGCACACGAUCUGGAAACAGCACUGGUGCUGUGUAAUGCAGCGGCUAGCAAAGCACGCGCCGCCAUGGACGCACCGUACAGCAAUCCGCACACGAUGACGUUCGCGCGGAUGAAACACAACACAUGCGUCAUGCGCGCCCGAUCCCUACAUCGAAGAAUUCUCAUCGAAAAAGGUGGCGAAAUCAUCAAAGAGCAACAGCAACAACAACAGCAGCUGGCCUACAACCUAGCCGGCAUCGGCAGUGGGGGCAUCGCUCACAGGAGGCAAAACAGCAAGGAGAAAUUGUUGAGCAGUGGACGGCAAAACAGCAAGGAGAUGCUACAUGAGUCAGGAAGCUCAACUCUGACACGAAGCUCACCGUCAAAGAGCAUUGAAAUCUACGCAACUCUUCCGAAAAAGAAGGUAACCCUCAAACUGGUUGAGGCAGAGAACAUCGAGGAAGUUGUCCAGGGAACGGUCGAUGUAAAACCCGAACGGGAAAGCCGAUCAUUAUUCGGACGGAGCAAGGACUCUAAGGAUAAGCGUAGCCGAAGCGAAGACCGAAACAAAAUCAAUCGAGACUUCCAACUAGCGGACGCAUCGCUUGUCAAUGCAAAGGAUACCCUCAAGAAGCACAAGGAAGAGAAGGAGACCGAUAAGAAGGAUAAGGAUGCCAAGGCAGGAAAGAAACAACAUAAGAUCCGGCGGAAGCUGUUGAUGGGUGGUUUGAUCAGGCGGAAGAAUCGUUCGAUGCCCGAUUUGACCGAAGGAGCGGGUGCGGCUGAUGAACCAGCUGGUGGCAUCAUCCCUCCAAUCAAGCAAAUGGUGUCGAUCGAUGACAGCACCGUUGGGCUAAGCCUCGCGAAGGAUUCAGCCAACAGCGGGUAUCUGUCCGAAGGGCACUUUGACUAUCAGGUGUCUAAUACGAACCCGAAUCUGGAGCGGAGUAAACUUAUGCGUAAGAGUUUCCAUGGAAGUGGAAAAACGCUUUCAAUCCCAAAAGUGCCACCGCCACCACCCGUGAGGGUGGGUUCAUCGUUAACUGCCCAACAACUCCAGCAACAACAACAACAGCAGCAGCAUCAACAGCAACAACAGCCACAACAGAUGCUGCAAGUUCAAAAGCUUCCUCUGAACGGUGCCAAUCUUCGUCAUCUGGAGUUCCAGGAAAGCCAUCCACCGGCAUCUCCUCUGGAACCUUAUCACAAGGCGAAUUUGUCCAACAUUUCUACCAUGAGCUCAAACACCAGCAUGAGCGAAGACUCCUGCCAAACAAUCAUUACGACCUGUGCCGUGGUCCACCAGGAACAGUCCCCAAUGAAGCCGCAAGAUCAACAGCCCUACUCAUCAUCAGCUUCCGUCGAUGAAGUUGACACGAUAGUCAAAUACAAUAGCACAAAUAGCAAUAGCAACGGCCACCCCCAAAUGGAGCUUCCGCCCUAUCCAAGCCCUCCAUCGACCACGUGCCAUUCGCGUCAGGCCAGCGAGGACUUUCCCCCGCCUCCACCGGCGAUCGAUUUUGAACCGCUUAACGAGCAGCUAAGCGAAAUUCAAAGUCUCCAGCAACAGGGAAAGGGUGCGCAGCCAAACCACCAACAACAGUACCACGUUCAGAACACGACCAGCAUUUUGGCGCAACUUCAAGCAAAACAGCACCAACUAAUGAUGAUGAAUAAGUUGCGUGAACAGCAACAAAACCAGCAGAACAUCAAUGCCAACAAUCCCAUCAGUGCUUCCGAGAUCUUAAACGAAACCACCCGAUCGGAAAUCUGGCUCAAAGAGCUACAAGCGAAGCAAAUCGCCCUCAAGCAGCAACAACAGCAGCAGAAUCAACCCCAAGUUCAGCAGCAACCGCAGCAAAAUGGAAUGCAGCAAGCAAGUAACGACCAACGAAGCGUACGAGAUUUGGCGUCCCGGUUCGAACAGAUUAAAAUGGCACCUCAGCCAACGCAACAGCAACAACCGACACAGUCACCGCCGCCGAGCGCAGUUUCGUCGUCUAUUAGACCGUAUCCGAGUCAGGAGCUGCUAAAUGGAGUCAAUAAACAGACAUUACCGCAGUCAGCACAACAAUUACCGCCCAAUGUUCGGACUGGCAUGAGCGGUCUCCUGACGGAUCAGAAGACGAAACAACCCCUAACGGGCACGGCGAGUUUGGAUACCGCCAGCAAUUCCAGCGCUGGAGUGGAUGAAGUAGACUGUAUAGCGGCAUACAAGAUGCUGCCCAAGCCUAGGUACGAUAUUGCACAAGCUCAAAUCCAGGAGGAAAUCCGGGAAGUCGAGAUGUUGAACCAAGUGGUACAACAAACGCUGAACAAUUCUGGAAAUGUCAACACAACUGCAAGUGCUCUUAACAAAAGAACUAAAAAGAAGAGUGUGUCUUUCUGUGAUCAAGUUAUACUUGUUGCUACUGCCGACGACGGCGAAGAGGAUGAUUUCAUCCCAAAUCCAAUACUUGAGCGUGUUUUGAGGACGGCUGGAAACGGAAAUGGUAAUUCCGAAGAAAGGCAAGGACAGAACUCUCCCCAACCAGUACUGUCUACUAGCAUUACCUACCAUCCUAUCAAGACGCCAUCAAGCGGGCAGUAUUCUUUGGCUGCGGAUAUGCAUAAGCAAAAUAUGGAGAUUCAACGGCAGCUACAGCAACAACAACAGCAGUACUAUCAAGCGCAGCCUCAACAGCAGCCUAACGAAAGUUAUCAACAAUACUCAGCCAUUCCUACCAACGCAGCCGUUUUCAAGAAUCAGCAAUUCCAGCAACAAUCACAAACAAUGUACAACGAAAACGCAAUCCCGAAAUCGUCGAUCUAUCAACCUCCUCCAAUGUCACAGCAACAGUUUCUGCAACAACAACAACAACAGCAGCAACAAAAGACUCGGCUGUUCGACGACAGCGGUAGCGAACACAGCUAUGAAAUGCGGAUGGCCCCGCCUUCAUCCGCUCCAACUGGUUACGGAAACUCUCCGUACAUGUCCGUACCGUGCCCUAUAGAUCAAGGAUUCCAAACCGUGUCUGCCUCGCCCACUAUGACUACCAACUCAACAGUCAUGAACGGUUCUUCAAAUCCCGGACUCCCAAUUGGAGUGCGGCAAAACCUAACCUCAAUGAUGCACCAGCAAAACGGAUCCAUCCUGAGACAGCAGCAGCAAUCCCCCUUGAUGAUGUCGCAACAACAACCGCAGCAACCUUCAAAUGUCUAUCAAAAACCUCCCUUGCCUGUCAACUACCAACAGCAGCAACAACAACAGCAGACUAUGAUGUCUUACAACACUAAUUCUAACUCUUAUAAUGCUUACAGCACGCAGCCGCAACUGCAACAAUCGUCCCAACAGCUUCCAUCUCCAUACCAAAGGGUUCCACUACCCCACUACCAAGACUCCCCCUACCAUGAUCUCCCCCUGCCUCAACAACAACAAUCUCAACCCCCUCCCCACCAGCAGCUCUACCUUCAACCCCCACAGCAGCAGCAACAGAAGCCUCCUCAAAAGAAAGUAAGCUUUGAACCGGGCACCAAAGGUGGCACCGACUGCCCACCGUCUCCCCAACCUAUCCCCUCAAUGCCUCAGACUCUCCCUACGGAUCCCCAGCAGCAACAGCAGCAGCAAGUCGGACUUCCCGUCACCCGGGUAGCCAUUGCCACCUACAAUAGCAACGCCAUUGUGAAGGCUUCCGCCAAGGCUGUCCAGUGCAAUCUCUGCCGGAAGAAGCACUGCAUACUUCCCGCUCUGUAUUGCACCGAUUGCGAGUUCUACAUGAGCCGCUUCCAGGGUCCGAUGCGGCGGUGAUCGAUCGCGUCGACAUCGCUGGUCGUGGCAGGAUAGAUGAGUGCACGCAUCGGCGAUUCAACAUCGUCAGUUGUUAUGUUUUCAGACGUUUGGACCACAUUUUUAAUUAAAUGUUGCCACACAUUGUUCAAAAAUGAUUUAGAGCC